AUGCGGUUCAGCGUUCUCACAAGCAUACUGGCUGCCCUGGUGGCAGCAGUCGACGCGAAGCCGCUGCGGCCAAGGACCAUUAAUCAUGUUGUGCACGAGGAGAGAGUGGCUGCUCGGAGCAGUUGGUCGAAGGCUCAUCGAAUUCACGCUGCUGCGAACCUGCCAGUCCGGAUAGGUCUCACGCAGCAGAACCUUCACCGGGCUGAGGAGCUGGUAUACGAUGUGUCUCACCCGGAGUCCCCCAACUACGGAAAACACUGGUCGCCUGAGAAGAUCGUGGACAUGUUCAAGCCCAAGCAGGACUCUGUCGACUCGGUCAUGGAGUGGCUGCAGAUGGAAGGAAUCCACCCGAGCCGGAUAAAAAUGUCGGCAUCGAAAAGCUGGAUCACAUUCAACGCGACAGUGCGAGAGAUGGAACAGAUGCUGAAGACAACAUACCACGUCUAUAAGCACUCAACCUCUACGAGCGCUCGUCACGUAGCUUGCGACAAGUAUCACCUCCCAGAGCACCUGGUCGAGCAUGUCGAUAUCAUCACGCCUACGGUACAUUUCGAUCAGCGCGUGGGGCACGGUCGGAAGAACAGGUUCAGGGAAAUGCCGGAGGAUGCCAUGUCAGAGCUUAAGAAGAGAUCUGCCGAGUUGCAGAAACGGCAGCGUCCUGAAAAGGGCAUUGUCGGCAGUCCUGAUGACGGCAGCAACCCGAAGCAGGGCGCUUUCGUUGACAACGCUCUGAUGGACCUGACACAAUGCGACUCCAUGAUCACGCCCGCUUGCCUGCGAGCUCUUUACGCGACUCCGCCAGGUAGCCUCUCAGCCAGCAACAACACCCUUGGUAUCGUCGAGUACACGCCCCAGGCUUUCCUACAGAAGGACCUGGAUAUGUAUUUCAAGGAGUUCGAGCCCAACCUGAACGGCAAGUCGCCAAUUGUGACGCUUCUCGACAACGGCGUCGUCCAAGACAAGAACCAGAGUUUCAGUUUCAAUGGCGAGUCCGCACUGGACUUGGAAUUCGCGAUGGCCCUGAUCUACCCUCAGCAGGCCACUUUGUACCAGGUCGGCGAUCUGGUCCAGAGCGCAAGCUUCAACAACUUUCUGGACGGCAUUGACGGCAACUACUGUCAAUUCGAGGGUGGUGAUUCCAAGGAUCCCAAUGUCGACGGUCAAUACCCAAACUCAGUGAACUGCGGCACCACCAAACCCACAAACGUGAUAUCCACUAGUUACGGAUUCAAUGAGGCAGAUCUGGGCAUCAAGUACGAGCAGCGACAGUGUGACGAGUACAUGAAGCUGGCACUGCGGGGUGUGACCGUUGUUUAUUCCUCCGGCGACUUCGGCGUAGCAGGCAACGGAGACCAGUGCAUCGAUCCGGUUACUGGAGCUUACAACAAUGGAUCCAGCGGCCUGUUCAACCCCUCGUUCCCUGGAGGUUGCCCAUGGGUGACAUCCGUGGGUGCGACUCAGAUCCUGAACGGGUCGACAGUCAGAACGCCUGAGAGCGCCUGUGAGCGGGUCAUCUUCUCUGGCGGAGGGUUUUCGAACGUCUUCGCGAUGCCAUCGUACCAGAAACAGGCAAUCGGCACUUACUUCGCCGACCACGCGCCCCCAUAUGGCGCGGACCGUUUCAACAACUCAAAGGUGGUCAGAGGCUUCCCAGACGUCAGUGCCAACGGCGCCAACUAUGUCACGGCUGUGGACGGCCGGUUCUCGCUGUCUUUUGGAACAUCGGCAUCCGCCCCUGUCUUUGCAUCCAUCAUCAACAUGGUCAACGAGAAGCGUCUUCAGGCGGGUAAGGGCCCUGUCGGCUUCAUCAACCCGGCUCUUUACGCCAAUCCGCAGGUCAUGAACGACGUGACCAACGGCAAGAACCCCGGGUGCGGCACGGAUGGCUUCUCGGCAGUGGAAGGGUGGGAUCCGCUCACGGGGCUGGGGACGCCGAAUUACCCCCAAUUGGAGGCGUUGUUCAUGACUCUACCUUAA
Diaporthe amygdali is the source of this 1977-nucleotide messenger RNA. Its product is annotated as Pro-kumamolisin. The record is from RefSeq and is a predicted model, not a curated record. The transcript has 2 exons. Bases 1 to 1977 code for a protein of 658 amino acids. Gene Ontology annotation, biological process: proteolysis. Lineage: Eukaryota; Fungi; Ascomycota; Sordariomycetes; Diaporthales; Diaporthaceae. Gene Ontology annotation, molecular function: serine-type endopeptidase activity; tripeptidyl-peptidase activity.